This is a messenger RNA of Sphenostylis stenocarpa, 1773 nucleotides long. Lineage: Eukaryota; Viridiplantae; Streptophyta; Magnoliopsida; Fabales; Fabaceae. The record is from the annotation of a GenBank genome assembly.
AUGGGUUCGUUCUCUGGCACUUGUGAGAUAGUAGAAGCAAGGGAGGAGCUAAAUACAAGGAAAACUCCUGGGUUUUAUCAGUACAAUUCUGAGUGUAGCACGUCCGAGAAAAGUCACAAACUUGCGAUGCUGAAACUGGGAUACAAGGAUGAUCUAGACGGCGAUAUUAAUAAGUUGUUUGAAUCGAUUACUCUUAAGUCUUCAUCAAAAGAUUUGGGUCUUUUACAAGAUGGUAUAAGUCCGAGGCUGAAAAGUGCGUUAAAAAAGCCAAUUACAAUGGGUGUUCCUCGGUCCCCAAGAGUUGGCGCUUCUGAGCCUGUUAAUUUAAAGCAAGCAUUAAGAGACCUUUGCAUAUCUAAGGCAUCGGAAAUGGCUGCUAUGAAGCGGUUAUCAAAAUCAACAGCUUCUCCAAGAAUAUCUGAAGUUGGGAAGAUACAGACAUUGUACAAUUCAGUUGUAGCUGAAACCAGUCGAUCUGGGUCUUACUCUGCUGAAAGCAAGGGGCCGCAAAUUGAAAUAGCUCUUGUACCUGAAAAAAGUGAGUCCCUUUCAUUGGUGAAAACCUCUCAAUCUUAUCAAACUUCCCAAAUCGCAUCCUCGAGCCGAAACAUUCAUUCGUCUCGGGAAAUUGCUCUUGCUACUACUCAAUAUGAUUCUGGGACUUCAUCGAUACAGAAUGAUCUGGCAUGCCAAUCAGGUAAAGUUGGAAUUCAAUCACAACGUGUGGUACCUGUUGAAACAGAAGAACAAGCAUCUGCCUCUUCUCCUUCUCUUCAUAAUACAAUUGGAAGCAAACCAGAGGUGCCCAAAAAUGCUUCUUCCCCUAAAAAGUUGGGUAAUAAAGCAUUUGUAUCAAAUACCGGGAAGAAAGGUAGGUUGCAAACAGUAUCUUCAUCUGCUUCUGUAAAUGGCAACAGAGUUAACAAACUUCCACGCCAUGCCCCCCGCACUGUUAAAUCGGUCAUCAAGAACAAGAGUAUGACUAAGAAGAAACUAAAGGAGGAUCCAGGUUCUGCUUUAAGUGGUCCUAUGCCCAAUGAAGUUAAGAAGCCAGUUCCUGGUACGCCUCGGCUAAUUUGUGAGAGAUGUAGGUGUGCUUUAGGAAAUACAAGUGAAGAGAGAAACCAAGAUACUGUGGCAUUGGACUUUACCAGUCCUGGAAAUGGAGCAAACUUGAGUAAUGUGCACUCAGGUUCAAACAAAUCUGGUUUGAUGUCAACUGGCUGUAAUAAAAGCAAAAUAGGUGCAAAAAUCAAGAACUCCAAGUUGAAAGAGCAACUUGAAUUUUCACAAAGUUCUAAGAGUAGUCAAGGUGAGUACAGUAGUAGUACAAGUACCAGUGAUGAGAGCAAUGUAAGUGGCUCAAGUCGUAGCACUAGGCCUCACAUGUCAAAAGAUGUCAGAUGGGAAGCCAUAAGACAUGCUCAAAUGCAGCAUGGAGUCUUGGGCUUGAGACACUUCAAUCUCUUAAAGAAACUUGGCUGUGGAGACAUUGGGACUGUAUAUCUUGCGGAACUAAUUGGUACAAGUUGCUUGUUUGCUAUUAAGGUCAUGGACAAUGAAUUUUUGGAAAGGAGAAAGAAAAUGCCUAGGGCUCAAACUGAGAGAGAAAUAUUAAGGAUCCUGGAUCAUCCUUUUCUUCCCACAAUGUAUGCACAAUUUACAUCAGAUAAUCUAUCGUGUCUCGUCAUGGAGUAUUGUCCUGGAGGAGAUCUUCAUGUUCUACGGCAGAAGCAGCUUGGUAGAUGUUUCUCGGAGCCAGCAGCAAGGUAA